UUAUUUUCUCCUAAUUAAAUAAAUUUCUGAAGUUUCAAGUCGCAAAAUGACGGCUACCUCUCGCAUUAAACUGCAAUGACAAAAUACCCUCUCAAAUCCAUAGAUUACUCCUCAACAGUCUCAUCUACCUUCACACCUCUCCACAGUUCCCAACUAUUACCAUUCCCUACGAUACAAUCCCACAAUACUCAAACUCCAAAAACCAAACAUACCAAAAACAAAACCCUACAAAACAAUGAAGUGUUGUUACAAAUCAUCAUCAAUCCUCUCAACCAAUCACCACUCAUUCCUCUACAAACAAUCAAUCUCCUCUCUACCACCAUCACCAGCAUCGUUCCCAUCAACUCUCUCUUACCCAACCCGAACCCGAUUCACAUCCACCCGGAUCCAAUCUCGUCUCAUCCACGACGAUCCAGUAAAACAAUCAUCACAAGACCUAACCUUCUACGAUCUUCUCGGCGUCACCGAUUCAGUCACUCUCCCAGAGAUCAAACAAGCCUAUAAACAACUCGCUCGAAAAUACCACCCGGACGUUUCUCCACCGGAUCGGGUCGAAGAGUACACGGAUCGGUUUAUCAGAGUUCAAGAAGCUUACGAAACUCUCUCAGAUCCUCGCCGGAGAGUUUUGUAUGAUCGUGAUUUGUCUAUGGGGUUUUCAUUAUCUUUCUCCGGUCGACGACGUAACCGAUACGAUGAGGAAGUGGUGGAGGAAAAGAGUGAGUGGAAGGCAAAAUGGCAAACUCAGCUCUCAGGGCUAAGGAGAAGAAGCAAUCAGAAAGAUAAUGAUAACUCAAUGUCUUGGGCUGCUAGAAUGCGUCGUCAACGUCAAGAUUCUUUAUGACACACAACAACACCAACCAAGUCUCUCUAGUCUUCUUAUGUAUAGUCUUUUUAAUUUCUUUGUGUGUAAUAUAGAAAAGCAUAGCAACAAAUACCCCACAACUUUGUAUAUAUAAUAUAUGUAUAAACUUUUCUAUGUGCCUAUGCUAAUCGGCAAGCACAGUGAAAUAAAUAUAAACCAAUGAAUUAAGUAA
This is a messenger RNA of Camelina sativa (false flax), 1034 nucleotides long. RefSeq names its product chaperone protein dnaJ 20, chloroplastic. Gene Ontology annotation, cellular component: chloroplast. NCBI's taxonomy places the organism in Eukaryota, Viridiplantae, Streptophyta, Magnoliopsida, Brassicales, Brassicaceae. The record is from RefSeq and is a predicted model, not a curated record.